This is a messenger RNA of Drosophila ananassae, 1211 nucleotides long. RefSeq lists its product as uncharacterized. The transcript is spliced from 2 exons. The coding region runs from base 123 to 1037 and encodes 304 amino acids. Lineage: Eukaryota; Metazoa; Arthropoda; Insecta; Diptera; Drosophilidae. The record is from RefSeq and is a predicted model, not a curated record.
UUGAAUUUAAGUGUCCUGAGCAUUUAAUGGCAAUACAAAUCUAAACCUCCUGUCGAUCUCAAAUCAUACUCGCAUCGUUGAGCUGGCAAAAUUGCAAACAAUAGAAAUUCAAAGUACACGAGAUGACGGAAGUGUCAGAAAGGAGCGAGGGCCAUGGCAGCAAGCACCCUGGUAAGGCGGGUGACAAUGAGACAAUGGGUACCUCAUUUUUCGAUAUCCUUUGGCCGCUGAUUUUGGAUGAGAAUACUUGCCACAUUGAAAGCCAGUCGGAGGAGUUCUUCAUCCCGAAGAAGCCCUUCGACAAUCUCAAGUGGCACACCUACUUGUCGCAAGUGGGUUUCCCAUCGUACAUGGCACCACAUGAGCUGCGCUGCUGCGAGGCGGCCAAAAAGGAGGAGGCUGAGGAGGAGGAGGCCCGAAAGGAGGCCAACAAGGAGGCGGAGGAGCGCAAGGUCACGGCCCAGUGCGAUUUCUUGGCGCGGGGAUCGCAGGCCAUACGACGCGUGGACAACGAGGUCAACUACCUAAGGGAGCAACAGGAACGACGCCAGAAGCUGGCCUACGACUUUGCCAAUCGUCGCUACCCCUGGACCAUGCAAACUCCCAGCCAUGAGCUCGGCUUCGAGAUGACAAGCGAAGUGCAGAACUGCUUCCGACCCAACAUGGAGCUGCACAUUCUUCAGGCCAUUCACGACCACAAUUGCAACCUAAUGAUGAUCGACGUCGGCUCAGAGGUGGAGCUUGAGGACUGCCAGAGGUGGAUAAAGUAUCGUCCUUACAUCCAGCUGCUGGCCUUGGUGCGUACCCCACAAAUGGAGCGCUCCUUGCAGCUUCUAAACGUGUUCCAUACCCUGUUGGUGGAGGAGUCAGCGGAGAACACGUGGCACGACGAGCUCCUCAGCUCCCUCCGCAGCGGCUAUUCCCAUGCCCAGAAAGUCCAACUCCUCAAAUCCUGCGGCGAGCCUUUGGUGUUCGUUUUCUGCCGUUAUCGAGGCAUUUGUACUUGCGACACUUACAAAAUACUUCGCCGGCUGUAGAGAAUACUUUUAACAAUGAUUGCAAAAAAAAUGUGAAAAUGCAAAAAAAAUUGAUCAGUUAAAACAAAAAGUGCAAAAAGAAACUAUACACAAAAAACUCCAUUCACUUCGAAAAAAUUUUAAUUUUCAAAAUUAAAAAGAAAGUUAUAUCAAUAAAGUGUGAUCUUAAACAGA